Racocetra fulgida is the source of this 254-nucleotide messenger RNA. The record is from the annotation of a GenBank genome assembly. NCBI's taxonomy places the organism in Eukaryota, Fungi, Glomeromycota, Glomeromycetes, Diversisporales, Gigasporaceae.
UUGAAAAUGAUACAAGCUCAUCUAGAGAAGAGGCUGCAAAAGAGACAAAAUCAGCAAUGAAAAGCUUUUUUUCCUUAGUUCGGCAGCAGCGUGAUGAAUAUAUAGAGCAAACAGAAAUUGACAAAUAUCUUAUGCUUCCUGAAAUUGAACCAACAGAAACAAAUGAUCUAUUAGUUUGGUGGAAGCAGCGAAGAUCUGACUUUCCAAUUCUUUGUGUACUUGCAAAAAAAUACCUUGCAAUUCUUGCUUCUUCU